Molecule: messenger RNA, 2364 nt
Organism: Sorghum bicolor (sorghum)
Lineage: Eukaryota; Viridiplantae; Streptophyta; Magnoliopsida; Poales; Poaceae
Product: putative receptor-like protein kinase At4g00960
Exons: 11
Coding region: 1184-2224 (346 amino acids)
Biological process (GO): protein phosphorylation
Molecular function (GO): ATP binding; protein kinase activity
Source: RefSeq, a predicted model, not a curated record
ACUGGCGUUGACGCAGUGGAUGAUUGCAUUAUUGUUCUUGCUCCUCACUUCCUCAGCCAUCAGCUCCUCCGAUCUCUUGCCUGGUUUGCGCCGGAACUGUGUCGCCGAUUGUGUCCUCAAAGCAAAGCAACUUGGGGCAUCAGAUCAGAUCAGAUCCUGCUCGGCAGCUCCUUCCUCUGCUCUAAGCAUCGAUUAAACUCUAGAGAUCUUCGGAUCCACUGCUGCCGUACUGCACGCAGAAGCAUGCAUCAAACUCAAGAGAAAGCACCAAGCAGACAGUCAGAUCAGAUCAGAUCCUGCUCGUUUCUCUACUUGAAAGCUUCACUCAAGAGAUGUUCUGAUCUCGAUUCUCGGAUUCUCGUAUUCCUGCCGCUGGCUCAGAGUCAGAUUCCCGUCGUGUGUGUGGCCUCCUGCUUGUUUCCUGGCGCUGGAUGAGAAUCGGAUUCCCGCCGCUGUAUCAGAAAUGAAAGGCUUCGGGCGCCACUUCGUCCCAGGACGUGGUAGUUCAGUAUGUUAGAGGAGCUGCCCCCACUGGUCACUGCUCAGCUGUCAGCUCCUCUUGACCAUCUCACUACCAGGUCCACCACCACUAGAACGAACCACCGGUUCUUGUGUUCUCCUCCAUCAUCUCUGCCGCCGGCGACCUCUCUCCGCAGCUGUUCUUUUCUUGCUUUCACGCAGCACAAUCAAGUCCUGCUGGUUUAGUUUCUCUUCUUGGUUGGUAAGCAGCUAGCAGACGCUUCAGAGUCGCACAUCUUCCGAUGCGGUGCUACUCUGAAGAUCUUUGGAGUUUUCAUGCCAGUUAGUCAUCAGGGAUAUCUUCCUCUAGUUGUGUUCUCACAAUCAACAACUUGGGUGAUCAAAUCGAAUCCUGCUCGUUCCUCUUCUUGGUGGCACAACUCAAACAUAUAUCUUACGGUGGUACUGAAGAUUUCAACAACUAACACAACGGUUUGCAAGAGUCUUUUCAUGACGGUACAGUUAGCAGUUGGGAACAUAUAUUACUGCCGUGAGCCUGUGACGUUCCAUUUUCUAUUGAAUUGGAAGCUCAUAUAUUAACAUUAAAAACGGACUCUAGGGGACUCGACUAGAAAUCUCAAGGAGAUGGUCUUGGGUGCUGGCCAGGUAUGAUGAAUUGAUGAGUUGAGCUGGUCCAUACGUGCUCUAACAAAUCCACUCUGGAAUGGACAGCAGAGCUACUGAAAGUGAGAUACUGGAGUUGGAGAACAAACUGCUGCAUCCAACUGCAGGACCAAUUUCUGUGCCCCUAUACUACCUGAAAUUGAUGACACGUGAUUUUUGCAUUGAGCGAGAACUCGGCAGGGGUGGCUACGGAGUGGUUUACAAGGGCAUUCUCCGGUGCGGUUCAGUUAUUGCUGUCAAAAAGUUUAAUGAGAUAAUUCUGGCGGGUGAUCACCCAUCCUUCGAGAACGAGGCUUCUUUUCUGAUGGAUCUCAAACACCAAAAUAUAAUACAGCUUCUAGGGUACUGUGCUGAAUCAAAGGGGGUGAUGAUAAAGCAACCGACCGGGAAAGUCAUUGUUGCUGAAGCGCAAACAAGAAUGCUCUGCUUCGAGUAUAUGUGUAAUGGAGGCCUUGAUAAGCAUCUUUCAGAUGAAUCUUCAGGUCUUGAGUGGAACACAAGAUACAAGAUAAUUAGGGGAAUAUGCAGUGGUUUGAAAUACCUUCAUGGGCGCAAUAUUAUUCAUCUGGACCUUAAACCUCAAAAUAUAUUAAUGGAUACUACUAUGGUUCCAAAAUUUGCGGACUUCGGUUUGUCAAGGUUUUUGAGUGAACAGAAAUCCAAAACUGUCUCUUCAAAUUGCCGCGGAACCACGGGAUACAUGGCACCAGAAUACAUAGACAGGGGCAUAAUCUCAAAGAAAGCAGAUAUAUUCAGUUUGGGUGUCAUAAUCAUAGAGAUACUCAAAGGCUGCAGGGACGACUAUCCAGACCAUCGCCAAAGCACCGAAGCAGAUUUCCAGCACUUCACAGAGAAAGUGCUAAGUAAUUGGAGGAACAGAUUCGAAAGGUCAUCAAAGUAUACAUCACCGGAACUACAUACCCAACUAGUAAAACAGUGCAUCCACAUAGCCUUGGAGUGUGUGCACCCUGAUAAGGAGAAAAGGCCAGAUGUAUCAAAUAUAAUUGAAGAUCUUAAUGUAGCAGAAGAAAGUUGUUGUGUUCAAAAUGGCAAAGAUUUAUUGGUAGAACACCAGGUAUGAUAUCUUAUAGGAAAAAGGCUACAUAACACCCCCCCCCCAAAAAAAACUAUCUAGAGUAGAAUACUUCAUCCUCCAAACUAUAAAAUCAGAUAUUCUACCCUCUGAACUUUCAAAACCGAUCAAAUAACCUCCUAGAGUGG